ACACAAAUAGACCCAGACUUCUGUUACCAGCCGGUGUUGGCCACCUUAAAGAUAAUCAACAAAUUCUACCUGAAGUGCUGAGGGACACUGCCUACAAAAGGUCAUACUCUCCCAGAAUGGGCAUGAGCAGCCUGAAAUUGCUGAAAUAUGUCCUGUUUGUCUUUAACUUGCUCUUUUGGGUCUGUGGCUGCUGCAUUUUGGGUUUUGGUAUCUACCUCCUGGUCCAAAACACCUAUGGAGUGCUCUUCCGUAACCUUCCCUUCCUGACACUGGGCAAUGUACUCGUCAUUGUGGGCUCCAUUAUCAUGGUGGUUGCCUUCUUGGGCUGCAUGGGCUCAAUCAAGGAAAACAAGUGCCUGCUUAUGUCGUUCUUUGUUCUGCUGCUGAUUAUUCUCCUUGCUGAGGUGGCCUUAGCCAUCCUGCUCUUUGUGUAUGAGCAAAAGCUGAGCAACUUAGUGGCUGAGGGCCUGAAUGACAGCAUUCAACAUUAUCACACAGACAACAGCACCAUGGCAGCCUGGGACUUCAUCCAGUCACAUCUGCAUUGCUGUGGUGUAAAUAGCACAAGUGAUUGGACUGGUGGUCCACCAUCUUCGUGCCCAACAGGUGCAGAUGUUCAGGGUUGCUACAAUAAAGCAAAACAGUGGUUUCACUCCAAUUUCUUAUAUAUUGGAAUCAUUACCAUCUGUGUAUGUGUGAUACAGGUGCUGGGGAUGUCCUUUGCUCUGACACUGAACUGCCAGAUUGACAAAACCAGCCAGGCCUUAGGGCUCUGACUUGCAAUUGCCCUGAGCUUAAAAGACUUAUCUCUCUCUGGAAAACCAAAACACCCAUAGCAUGAGUCCCCAAACAAUUACCUGCCUGCCUGGUAUUUUGAUUCCUCUUAUCUCUCCCUUGAGUGGGUUCCUGCUUUAUAUACCCAAGGAAGAGAAUAUUGGUCAUGAACUUCCCAUCUCAAGCAGAAGAAAAUCAUUCACCACCUGAUAGCAGUAACCAUAUCCCUUAAAGAUGGGGAAACAUAACUGGGUGAAUUUUUUGGACAUGAGAGGCCAAGAGAACCUAUAGCUCUUGUGACCUAAGAUCCACGAAUGGCUGCCGGUGUGGAUAUAGCUCAGAAUACUGACCUAACAUAUGUGAGCCCCUGAAUUUAGCCCUGAGUACUACAAGAUAGGCCCACGUUUAAGUGUUAGAUUCUUAACAAUUGUCAAAUCAGUCUCUAGCCUCUGAAUCAUGCUAUUUUCACUCUGUAAGAGACAUACUGAAGGGAAUUUUGGAGUCAGAUUUACUGGAUAAUUGACGUACCCCAUUUCCUUUUGAACAUAGACUUUGAAAAUAGGAAUGUUACAGAGAUCUCUCUUCAAAGGGAAAUGUUUCCAUUUCUUUGUUAAAAUAUCUUAUUGAUUUCUGUUAUAUCCAUCCAUUCAGAAAUGACUAUCUAAUAUUCCUGCCCUAUCUUCAUUCAGUCUUAAAGCUUUUGAAUUAUGUAGCCAUGGAGAACAGCCCAGAAGUACUAAUAUCUCCACUGUGUUAGCUGGUAAUCAUAUUCAUGUUUAUAUUGUUAUUUCUUUACAAAAUAAGGUUCUGUUAAGGUACUGCUUUAACACUUAAAUAAACAAAAUAGUUUAUG
Molecule: messenger RNA, 1627 nt
Organism: Microtus oregoni (creeping vole)
Lineage: Eukaryota; Metazoa; Chordata; Mammalia; Rodentia; Cricetidae
Product: leukocyte surface antigen CD53
Exons: 8
Coding region: 117-776 (219 amino acids)
Cellular component (GO): membrane
Source: RefSeq, a predicted model, not a curated record